Molecule: messenger RNA, 1925 nt
Organism: Ostrea edulis (European flat oyster)
Lineage: Eukaryota; Metazoa; Mollusca; Bivalvia; Ostreida; Ostreidae
Product: radial spoke head protein 4 homolog A-like
Exons: 9
Coding region: 106-1686 (526 amino acids)
Biological process (GO): cilium movement involved in cell motility; cilium assembly; axoneme assembly
Cellular component (GO): axoneme; radial spoke
Source: RefSeq, a predicted model, not a curated record
GUUUGUGUUCAGUGUGUUGGUAGUAUAGCAACAGGGCACGAUAAGAUUGUACUGCUGUCGGAAAGUACACAAAAGAGAGAAUAUAUCUCUCUAAUAGCAGCAAAGAUGACGGAUGUCAACAUGGAGUUGAAUAUUAACCCAAAGGAGCAGCAGUUCAUUUCUGCAAAAUCUUAUCUCCUCACUGCCAGCACAGACACAGGGUUGAACUUGUACGACCAUCUAAGCCGUGUUCUUUCAAAAGUUCUUGAUGAAAGACCAAACAAUGUCGUGGAUGUCUUUGAAGAUGUCAGUAAAGAUUCAAAAAGAUCCAAAUUUUCAUCAGAUGUUGACACAGUGAGAGAUAAACUUGACCAAUCAACAGAAGUUGCUUUAGCCAAAGUGCAAGAAAAAUUGUUUGCUAAAGAGGGAGGUGAAGACAAUGAACCAGAAGAAAGUGAAGAACUCGAGACUCCUCUUCCAAAUAUCAUGGAACUUUGUUUUUUCUUUGAACAAGCUGGAAUUGGUUUGAACCGCGAAGAAAUGAUUCGUGUCUGGUUAGCUUUGAAAAAUUUAGUGGACACUCAUGCACUUUCACAUGUUAGAUUCUGGGGGAAAAUAUUUGGAACUGAACAGAAUUAUUAUGUGGCAGAGGUGGAAUACAGAGAUGGGGAUGAAGAGGAAGAAGAAGAGGAAGAGCCUGAAGAACAACCCGAAGAAGAAGCAACAGACAAAGAUGGUGAUGAAGAGGGAGAGGAAGAACAAGAGGAGGAUGACACGCCAAAACCAGAUUUCAAGCCCCCACCAGAGAUCCCCAAAGAGGAAAAUAAAGCAGGAACAAACAAGAAAACAUAUUUUGUUUGUAAUGAUCCUGGUAAACCUUGGAUAAAGCUACCAGCAGUAACACCAGCACAGGUGCAGUCUGCCAGACUUAUCAAGAAGUUCUUCACUGGAAGGCUGGAUGCCCCAGUAGUCAGCUAUCCCCCAUUCCCAGGCAAUGAGAUUAACUACUUGAGAGCCCAGGUUGCCCGUAUUAGUGCUGGUACUCAUGUGUCACCUAUGGGUUUCUACCAAUUUGAGGAAGAUGAGGAGGAAGAGGAGGAAACUGAGGGUCGCAAUGACUGCGUCAUCAAUGUGGAUUUUGAGCCAGUGUCAUUACGAGAUUUGUGUGAUGGUUCUCUGCAACACUGGGUCCACCAUGUACAACAUAUUCUGCCUCAGGGUCGCUGUGUUUGGGUCAAAGUGGGCCAGGAAUCCCCUGAGGAGGUUGAAGAUGAAGAUGAAGAGGAGGAGCGAGAGGAACCUGAUGAACCAGAGCCAGAAGUAGGACCUCCACUUUUGACACCCUUGUCAGAGGAUGCAGAAAUUGGAAACCUUCCCCCAUGGACCCCAAAAGUAUCCUCCAAACUGAUUCCUCAGUAUGCUAUUUCAGUUCUUCACUCCAACCUGUGGCCUGGUGCUCAUGCAUUUGCAGCCGGAAAGAAAUUUGAGAACUGUUACAUUGGCAAUGGUCACAAGUAUAGCAUGGACAACUACAACCCACCACAGACUGCUCCCAUCCAGGAGGAAUUCCCCAGUGGCCCAGAAAUCACAGAGGCUGAAGACCCAACUGUAGAGGAGGAGAAUGCCCUCAGGAAUGCCCAACAGGAAGCAGCUGAGGCAGCAGAGGAAAUGGAGGAAGCAGAGGAAGAAGAGGAGGAAGAUGAUUAAACAGGGGCAGUAAUCUUAUCAUGAAAAGUGAAAUUUGAUGAAAAGCAUGCUUAUGGAGCUUUAUUGUUGACUGAGGACUUUAUGGAAGUUUAAAUUAUUUGCAAUCUGUUCCAUGUUCAUAUUUCAUACAUUGAUUAAAAUGGAAAGAAGUUAAAAAUGGACAUCACUUGUGAAUACUUUGUAAAAAGUUUGUACAUGUAUAUAUUGGAUAUACUAAGUAAACUAUGAUUUCUACUGAG